AGGUGAGCUUGUAAUGCGGCCUUUUCAAAAGUUGAUAUACCUCUUUUGUUGGUGGUAAACACUUGUGCGCCUUAAUCUUAUAAUAGAGCUGCCUUGAUCAUGUUUGUUACCGUCCUGUAAAAUGUGCUUUGAUAGAGACAGUGGACCUGAUAAGAGGAGAGGGCAAUUUGCACGUGGCCCGUGGUCUUUUAAUGAAUAACUAAAGUACUGCCACAUAACUUUAAUGUUAAGAGUGACGGCCAAUUUAUCUCGUUUUGUUUAUCACACACAGGAAAAGGUAAUGCCUCAAUAAAAAAAAAAAAAGAUAUAUCAAAGGGGGACUAAAGUAGUCAUCCGAUUCAUUUUAGGCAUAGGAAUUUGCCAGCUUCUUAAAAAGUAAAUCCGCAAUGAAUACCUUAUUAACAGCCUGUGAAGACAUCUAGGCCUAUGUCAACUUUGCCAAGAUUGUCGUGAUGCAAUCGAGCAGUCAUUGCAGCGAAUCAUGACAGCAUUUAUCACGAAACAUUUUAAAAGCGAUAUUAUAAAUUCAUUUUUGUCGAAAAGGAAAUAAUAGGCUUACGUGUAUUCUUUUGAUUUAACAUUAAAUGUCAAUUUCGGUUUCAUGACUGAUGAAUGACUGAUGAUAGAUUGAGGCAUCAAGGACUAUCAAUGACUUGAGAAAACACCUGGAUUUCACACCUUAAAUCCACUCCUCCUGGGCUCCCAUUGGUGGAAGGAGUGCAUAUAGCCGGUCACCAUCAAUACUGGAGUAGGAGAGCAACGUCAAAAGGUUAAAAAGAUAGUAACCAUGUACUUUGAUCCGAUCUCCACACAUUUCGAACUGUGCCCAACGAAAGCCAUGUUUGAAAGCGACAAGUUCUGCUGUGAGUCUUCCCAGAGUGAGCUGAUGUCCGAGGCGAAGUCCCCCGGCUCUGGCCCGACCAGUCCUAUCUCGGUCAACUCUGACUCCAGCUGCGCCAGUCCUGAGCCGAAAUCAUCCGCAGAGACGCGGGUCAGAAGGCCGCUGAACGCCUUCAUUAUCUGGACCAAGGAGGAACGCAGACGCUUGGCCCAACUCAACCCUGACCUGGAGAAUACCGACCUCAGCAAAAUUCUCGGUAAGACCUGGAAGGCCAUGUCUCUGGCAGAGAAGCGGCCCUACAUGCAGGAGGCAGAGCGCCUGAGAGUACAGCACACCAUUGACCAUCCCAACUACAAGUACCGGCCUCGCAGGAAGAAGCAGCUGAAGAAGGGCCCCAAAGGGCCCCUGCCUGUGGAGGCCACUGUCCCUCUCUCCACCCUCUGCAGUAAAGGCUUUAACAUGCCUUAUGACCUCAACUACCUCAUCCAGAACCAGUCCCAUCAGCAGCAAGCCUACCCACAUCCAGCCACCUACCCAUCCUCCCAGGCAUACUUUUCCCAUCUUCCCAGGGAGACCUUCCCAGACAGGUUAAUUUACACAAAUCCAGCAGCCACAUUCUCUAACAAGCCUCUAAUGUACUCUAACACUGAGGCAUACCCAGCAGAGCCUCAUCCGUACUACUCUACCCAGCAUGGGCUGCAGCAGUGUGGGUCCCCCAACCCAGCCUGUGCUAUGUCUCAAGUGGAGCAAGGGGACUUCAGGGCCUCGGGCCCCCAGCUGUGUCCCCCUACUGGCCCCUCUCUGGAGUUCUACCUGGAGCAGGUUCAGCUGGACAUGCUCUAUGAUCUGGACCCCAGUGAGUUUGAACAGUACUUUGGCCCGUCCACAUGCCAGCCGGAGCCCCUGUAGUAAAAUGAUCACCAGUGGGGUAGCUUAUAGGGGCCCUGAACACUUGAGAGGCUUUAGCGUGUACAGCAUGUCAACUCCCAAAUGUAUUUAUUGAAAUUAUAUUUUUUCCCCCAACCUAUUGUUACUAUUGAGAUGUAUGGAAAUUACGUUACACGUUUUAAACAUGACAUGUUUAGCAUUAUUAUUCAUAUGGUUUGUUCUGUUGUUGUCAAAAUGUACUCUUAUUGAUAAAAGACGGUUUCCCAACCAAAUAUGCCUUAUAAAUAUAUCUAAAAGAACCUUUACGUUUUUGUUGUUGUUGUAGUAAUUAACAGAAAAUACUCUAAUGUGAAUGCUACAUGUAACAGAUUCAAAUGUGUGGUGCACCAAAUUAUACAACAUUUCAACAGAUUAAUUUAUAAAGAACGAGUUUCUUUUGAAUUUCUAUUAUGAUGGAUGACUGGCUACAAAUGAUCUGGAAUA
Messenger RNA from Oncorhynchus kisutch (coho salmon), 2212 nucleotides. RefSeq names its product transcription factor Sox-17-alpha-A-like. The record is from RefSeq and is a predicted model, not a curated record. Bases 788 to 1750 code for a protein of 320 amino acids. The transcript is spliced from 2 exons. NCBI's taxonomy places the organism in Eukaryota, Metazoa, Chordata, Actinopteri, Salmoniformes, Salmonidae. Gene Ontology annotation, molecular function: DNA-binding transcription activator activity, RNA polymerase II-specific; RNA polymerase II cis-regulatory region sequence-specific DNA binding. Gene Ontology annotation, biological process: cell differentiation; positive regulation of transcription by RNA polymerase II. Gene Ontology annotation, cellular component: nucleus.